Molecule: messenger RNA, 3823 nt
Organism: Vitrella brassicaformis
Lineage: Eukaryota; Vitrellaceae
Source: the annotation of a GenBank genome assembly
CCUACAUCGGUCCUGAUGUGAGAGCGGAGAGAACGCCAAAUUGGCCGGGAUGACAUGGAAUCUAAGCUCGCAAGCAUGGCUCGCCAGAUGUGAAAACCGCUGCGUGCGAAAAGCGCUCAGUAAAACGAAUACAAACAGUGGAAUCCGCCCGAGGUGAUGUCGCCAUUUCUUUCUUAUUCGAGAUCUACGACCUUCUUAAAUCGGUGACUAGAAGUUGUUGUGGCGUCAUGCGUUGUUCGUGCGUGCGGCUGAAGGCCGACCCGGCGCUGCUGGUGUCUAAGCGGCUGCCCAACUCGGCCAAGAGGUCCAAACUGCUGCCCACACUGAUCCCACAAAAGGAGUACAAGCAUCCAGAGAUCGUCAAGCGCAUCAUCCGAAUGUCGCUGCGCAAGGAGCGGGACGCUGUCAUCUGGUACAACUUGUGCGGCCAGGCCAUCGAGAACCGCUCUGUCUUGCUGCCCAUUCACAUGGCCGAGAUACUGCGGGCGUGCGCGAGGGUGGGUUAUAGGCAUGGCGAGAUGAUGGCCCUGUUUGCGGAGAGCCUCAAGCAGCGGGCGGACGUCAGGAGCGUCGUCCUGGCCCUCACCGCCCUGCAAAAGCUUCAGGUACACACACAGGUUCGGUUCAAGUGGAUGUAGACGGCUGUGGAUGCUGCUGUCUGGCUGUCUGUGUGUGUGCAGAUGCCAUGUGAGGCUCUCAAGAGUUCCUUCCUGCGUCAGCUUGGCGGCAACUGCGCCAGCCUGAGCUUCAUCGACCUCCGACACGUGCUCAGCGCCUUUGCAUCGCUGCAGGUGAGCGCACCCACACACGCAUGAGAUGGAUGGACCACCCACGAGUGUGUAUGUAUGUCUGUGUGCAGAUCGGUGUGAGCCACACUGAGCUGCUGCAUGAGGUUUGUGACGGGCUGCUGGCGGCCGCAUAUGCGUCAGAGCAGCCCGACAUGACGGGCAUCGACGGCCGUGAGUUCCUGCAGAUACCGUACCAUCUGGGCCGGCUGGGCUUCCCCCACCCCACACUGCUGCGGCUGACGUGCAUGCGCCUCAAGAGCCUCAUGGUCUCGCGGAUUCGGUGCGCUCCCCUCGACGCACUCUGCGCCUAUGACGGCUUCCUGAGGCUGGGUGGGCCAUCAAUUGGGGGAGAAAGGGCGUGCGUCCGAAGAGGAUCACGUGCUUGAUUCAUUGCCUUCGUUAUGUGUCUGUCUGUUCACAGGUGAGGAGUAUGAAGGCAUCGCUGAGAAACUGGAAAUGGUACGCUCAUGGCAAAUCUGUGUGUCUGUGUGUCUGUUUACGCAAAAGUGGUGCUGGGUAGGGACAUCUGUGUGUCUGUGUGUCUGUCUGUGUCUGGGUCAUGUAUGUCUAUGUGCAGUACGGUCGAUUUCUGCUGGCUGAGGUGUCGACGAAGGAUCUGCUCAACAUCGCUGCAUCGUUCACUGCCCUCGACAUAUCCACCAACCCGGUCAGCCAGCCAGCGAAGACACAUUAAUCACACUCACGAGCCAAUUGCUUCCCACCGUACUAUCGUUGCUGUGUUGUUGUGCAGGUGUGGUCGAUAUGGGCGGACGAAGUGGCCGACCGGCUGGAAUCACUCGACGCCCGGCAGCUGGACUCGGUGCACCAAGUCUACAAGCUGCUGGGCAGGCCUACCAACCGCCUCUUGUGGGUCAAGACACAGCCAAGACACACACAGCAGCAGCAGAUCCCUGCGACUUCGUCACCUGAUGACGGAAGUGCACUGAGCCGGCGCAAUGGCAUCAGAUCGGCCGUGGGUGGGGACAGGGGUCAUGAGAGUGAUGAAGACGACACGCUGGUCGUCAUCGAUGACGACCGGCCGAGUGGUGCCAUUGGGGGUGGGGAGGGCGGUCGUGAGGGGAUGACGCAGGCUGCUGUGACGUGAGCGACAGACAGAGUGGGAAAAGAGAGGCUGACACACAAUGUGUACAUGUACUGUAGCCUUGUAAUGCGUAUACAUGUGAUACACACACAUGUGCAUGAGACACACUUACACAAAACGCCCCACACCGAGACACGUACAGACAGACAAAAGCCAGCGCACGCACAGUCCGCACUCUCUCCCUUUGAGGGACGUCCUUGUCCUCCUUCUCUGCGAUGUAUGUGUGUCCGUGAAAUGGAUGGAUGGAUGGAUGGAUGGCAGAAUUUCCCGGGAGGAGGUGGGCAUCAGCCUGCAUCCGGCGGUCAUCAGGGAGCACUCGGCAGGCGUCAGGGGACCAGUUUUUCAUCACCAAACCCGGUUUUCUGUCACAAAACCCGGUUUUCUGUCACAAAACCCAGUUUUCCUAUCGAGUGUCUGGUUUUUCGGGCAGAAAACGGUUUUGCAGCUGGAAACCCAGUUUUGCACUUGUCUUCCUCCUGGUGGUGCAGGGAGAGGUCCGGGUGUGUGGUGGUCGUGGCCAAGAUUAAACAAAUUUACAGACGAACGCAAAAGUCUGCUGCUGGGCUAAUGGCCUGGUCUGUGCUCUCCGCAGCUCUCCUCCUGGGUGCGUCAGCCCGCACCACGAUAAAUGCAUCCAUCAGAUCACCCAUAAAACCCUUUCUCUUGUGCAUGGCGCUUUGCAGGGGUUGCUGCAGGAGUUGUUGUCGGCACCUUCGAGCCGUACGACACGUACCAGUCCACGCUCGAGAAGGCUGGCGGGCGCUUCCUCAACUUCAUCCACGACCCACAACCAUCGGCGGCCGCCACCGAGGGAGAGGAGGGAGUCCCCUCCUUCGCCCAGGAGCAGGAAACGGCCGAAGCCAACAUUACCGGUGUGAAUGUAGCGACACAACCAUAGAUACCAGCAACGCCUCACCUGUAGCGUCUUUCGGGUGUGUUUGUGGUCUACAGGCUGGAGAGACGACGAGCUUGUUUUUGCUGUGGAGAUCUGCCGACACGGUGCGCGGGCGCCCAUGGAGGAAUUCACGGUCAUCCAUUCAUCCCUUGGCUGAAUGAUGCACCGGCCUCCUAUUCUUUCUUAUCGUUCGAUCUUGUUGUGUGCGCGUGUGUGCCGGCCGGCAGGGUGAUAAGGAGAACAAGCUCAACAAUUGGCUGGGUGGCAGAAGCUAUCUCACCCAGGUUGGCGAGGUCCAGGUAAGUGCAUCCAUCCAUCCAUCGGUCUGUCUACAGACAUAUUCAUGACGUGUGGAUGUCCGGUAUAUCUAUGUGUGUAUCUACCCAUCAGCACUGGCUGCUGGGGCCGAUCCUCCGCGACCGCUACGUCAAACAGUACAACUUGCUCUCACCCACAUAUGCACCGGUUUGUAUGAAAGGAUGCACACAAGACGACAUAAUAGAUAGAUCUGCACAGGUGGCUCAUGCAUCACACUGUUUGUUCCCUCUUUCUUUCUCUCUCUCUCCCUCUCAGGGAGAGAUCUACAUCCGCUCGUCGGCCAUCUGGCGCACAGUCAUGUCGGCACAGGCACAGAUGGCAGGCCUCUACCCACCUGGCACAGGUCAGUACCUGGGGGCGCUCGUGUCAUGCACAUGGACGGACGGAUGGAUGGAUGGAUGGAUGGAAACAUACUGGCUCAAUGUGUGUUUGCAGCGCCCUCUUACACGAGUCAGCAGACCGAGAAGCUCCGCGCUACAUAUGCGCAGGCCAUCGUGGGGUUGCCACCUGACAUGGAUUGGGAGUGUGAUGUAGAUGUGAGUAGCUGACUGCGACCCAUUGCUACAUUUCAUUCAGUGCGCAUGUCUUUGUGACACGAGAGGUGUGCUUGUGUGUCUGUGCUUGUGUGUCCGUGUUUGUGUGUGUAUACAUGUAUGUAUACACACAGACAGUGAGUAUGUACGUGUACGUAUAUGAGACAUGCACAGUCCUACUCUACAU